Ruditapes philippinarum (Manila clam) is the source of this 8874-nucleotide messenger RNA. Its product is annotated as meiosis regulator and mRNA stability factor 1-like. Bases 250 to 5487 code for a protein of 1745 amino acids. Gene Ontology annotation, molecular function: RNA nuclease activity; mRNA base-pairing post-transcriptional repressor activity; CCR4-NOT complex binding. Gene Ontology annotation, cellular component: peroxisome; cytoplasm. Gene Ontology annotation, biological process: post-transcriptional gene silencing. The transcript is spliced from 25 exons. The record is from RefSeq and is a predicted model, not a curated record. Lineage: Eukaryota; Metazoa; Mollusca; Bivalvia; Venerida; Veneridae.
AUCAUGGGUAGUAUGGUAGAGACUUUUAUACCUUUAAUUGGCCAUUUUGUAAACAAUAAAACUUUCCAAGUUGUUUUUCGAAAAUUAUGACAUUUGGGACUAUUUUGUGAAAAUGUAGACUGAAAACGCCAGAACUUUGAGAGGGAGGGGGGCUAUUUGCAAGAGAUGGACAAAAGGAUGAGAAAGUUAUUUGGACCGAAAGUGAACUACAUAUUAUAAUGAUUAAAUAAACUAUAGCAUCUUUAAGCUAUGGCAAAAUCUGAUGAAACUUCAGUCUGUUUACCUAUUGGUGUAUUCUGGGACAUAGAAAACUGCUGCGUACCUAAAUGGAAAUCUGCCCUUCUUGUGGUGAAAGCUGUCCGAGAGAAACUCUUCAAUGGCCAUCGUGAGGUGGAGUUUAUGUGUGUCUGUGAUACAUCCAAGGAGAGAAAAUAUAUUAUACAGGAGCUAAAUCAAGCUCAGGUAAAUGUUGUACACAUAGAUGCAGUUAGCAAGAAUGCUGCAGACGACAAAUUACGACAAAACAUCCGACGGUUUGCAGAUACACAUUUGCCUCCUGCGAGAAUAGUCCUGAUUUCAAGUGAUGUAAAUUUUUCCACUGACUUGUAUGAUCUCCGAUACAGGAAGAAAUUUGACAUAAUCCUUAUACACAGUCACCAUGUCCAUGACUCGUUAAUACACUCUGCGACUGAAAAUUACUUAUACGAAGACCUGAUUAAAGAUAUCCCUUGUAGAUCUCCUUCAAAGGGUAUAGAUGGGGAUGUUGAAUUGACUGUUACUGGAUUCCCUGAAGAUUUAGAUCAUAAAUGUGUGAAAUCUAAGCUUCAAAAACUGUCCUCUAACACAGGUGGUAGAGUAGUGUGUGUGACUGACGAAUAUGCCUUAUUACGAUUCAAAACAAACACCUUGGCAAAACGGGCUAAACGAAGAAUGGAUGGUCAGGAUUUCUAUGGGAAUAAGAUAAAUGUGGAUUUCUCUGGGCAGGGACAGUACACAGAAAAUAAUAAUAAUAAUUACAGUAAUAGAGGUCAACUUGACAACCGUAAUAAUGUUAGCCCUAAUAGAACCAGACCAUACUCCCAGUCUCACAGAAAAAACUCCCCGCCCAAAUCUCGUCUACCAUUUCCUCAACCCAUUGUAGCAAAUGAAGACAACUCUUACCCAAGUUCAGGAGAAGUUAGCCCCCUUGAUGCCUUGUUGUCUGGCCAGCUGGAAACUAUCACUGAAGACAACACAAGUGGAGUUGGACUUCAGGGGCUGGUCAAAAAGUUUAGUCAAGAAAACAAGUCAAGUAGACAGUUACUAAUGUUACAGCAGCAGAUAUACCAGGAAGGUCAGGUUCCCAUUGGCAGUGAGUCUACACAGUUCUACUCUCAAUAUACCAAGUACCAGGAGACCAGUUACUAUGGUUACAGUAACCAUUGGCAACCACAAGGUUACCAGGACAACAGACAGUAUAUUGAUUGUUACCAACCACCUCAACUCUACAACGAUUAUAAUGGCAGUUAUUACCAGUACCAAAAUCCCCAGAAUCCCUCUCCUACAUAUCCCUAUGGCAACAUGAAUGGGCCUACUACCAACAAUAGAUUUCGACCAAUCAGAUCAGCCUCUCCCAGUGAGAGUUCAGCAAGCUCCUCCCCCUGUGACUUCAACAGUGAAGAGUAUCCUGGAGCAGUUGACCUACUUAUCAGUAACCUUGACUACAAUAUCAGUCCCAGAGAGUGGAAGCACAUCUUGUCCACAACCUUUCAUCCCCACAUUAAGAUAUUGUAUAUAGAUGUAUCUCUACAGCCAGACAAUACUUCAUUAGGUCUGAUCAAGGUUGGUAGUAUAGAGGAAGCUAGAUUUGCUAUCUCACAGUUCCACAGGAAAAAGAUAGGUUACAAGAGGAUUCAUGUCACUCUGAAAUCUGGUGAUGAAAAUAAAACCGUAUCUACUGUAAGGUCAGAGGCUAUUGCAUUAUUGUCUGAGGCCAAAGACAAUGUUCUCCCACUCUUCAAGUUUAUAGAACUCUUCAAUAAAAGAUUUAAUCGUUCAGUAAGCGUUGCCGAGUUGUACAAGAUGAAGGACACUAUUGAGAUUCGUGAACAAGGUGGAGCCGGACGUAUGAUACACCUGGCACCGGAACUACGUAAAACCGAGCAACCAAAUGACACGGAAGAUGGAGAAGUGCAGGAGAUAAUUGAACAAAUAGUUUGUCCCUAUCACUGUCCAGAAGGUAGCACAAUGUAUACGGAGGCUGUGAACACAUCAAUACUGCCUAAUGUCAAACUACAACUGAAAACGUUCGCUCCUCAAGUUCACUCUCUUCUCAUGACACAUGAUGGGGAUCUUCCAUUAUUGAGUUUCACGUCCUGCUUUAGUGUUGAGGUGGCACCAUUAGUUUAUGUAUAUGAGGGAGGUGUACCACUGGAGCAUCUUAUCAGCUGUGUGCCCGGGGUUCAGAUUGUUGUCUCCCCUACUGGUGUAAAGAAAGUUCACUGGGCAGAAAACAAACCUCCAAACUCACCUGAUUUGAGUCGAGGAGGUCAACAAUUGGCUGUAUUUAGUAAGGAAAUUAUUGAUUUACUGAAGAGCACACCCAACUGUAGACUGGCUUUUAGUAAAUUUAUACCCUGCUACCACCAGCAUUUUGGGCGACAGUGCCGAGUGGCAGACUAUGGCUACAACAGACUGCUGGACGUGUUUGAAUCUAUUCCUCAUGUUCUUCAGGUGUUGGGUACUGGUGAUAGGAAAGUGUUGACUCUGACCCAUCGAGCCCAGGUGAAGAGGUUUACAGCUGACUUGAUCCGUCUGUUGAAGAACACACCUGGCAGAAUGCUGUACCUGUCUUCACUUACUGAGGAGUUCUGUAAACUGUUCAACAAGAAUUGGGAUAUAGUAGAGUAUGGUGUGUGUCAACUAGAUGACAUGCUAUCUGAUAUACCAGUAGGAACUGUGGAGAUUUUGACAGAGGGACAUGAUACAAUCAUUGCUCUGCCAAGAAAAGAUCAGACACCUGAGGAAAUGGAGAGAAUGAAGCAGUUUGCACUGGAAGUGGUUGACCUACUUUCUCACAGUCACCAGUGUCAUAUGCUGUUUAACAAAUUUGUACCAGCUUACCAUCAUCAUUUCGGACAUCAGUGUCGGGUCAGUGACUACGGCUUUACUAAACUCCAGGAUCUAUUUGAAGCACUUCCAAAAAUUGUGGAGCUUCUAGAUGAAGGGGAGGAGAAGAUCAUACGUCUUACAGAACCAGAGUUACGUAAAGUUAUAGGGGAUCAUAUAGUUAGCCUACUUAAACAGAAGAAAGUUCAGUGUUACCCGCUGGAUAAUAUCAUGGUAGCUUUCACACAGCAUUAUGGGUACACCAUACCAAUGGAAGAUCUUCAUGUGUAUAGUAUGGAACAAUUGAUGGCAAAGUUAAAACAUGUUCUCAAGGUUGAAGUCUAUGAUGGCAAACAGUAUGUUGUGCUGUCAGACCGCAGUAGUGCUCCCCCUUUAGCUAGACAGGUUCUACAACUCUUGAUGGACCAAAGUGGGGGUAGUCUCCCUUUGAUGGAACUGUGCAGCAGGUACAAAACUACAUUUGGAAUAGAUCCUGAUGUACAAAAAAUAAAAGAGGAGUUACUGGAUUAUGUUCAGAUUUCCGGUGACGAUGAAUCUGGAGUUAUCAGUCUCACCCGCCUUCAGGUGCUGGCACGAGAUAUCCGUGUGUUACUACAGAAACAUGGCAAGAUGUCACUGGCACAGUUUGAGAGAUUAUUCUACGAGCAAUAUUGUGUGGAGAUUAAACCAGCCCUGUAUGGUUUUCCAACAACUGUUGCCCUGCUGAUGGACAUACCACAUGUGAUCAGUAUAAAGGGGAAAGGAAACAGAAGGAUGGUCCACUUAUCAGGGGAUUUACAAGGGUCACUACCUAUUAUAGAUGAAUCUUAUACCAGACCAGAUUCAGACACGCCUUCUAAUGAUUCUGGCUCCGCCCUCACUGAUGAAGACACACCUGUUGAACAGAGAAAAUUCCUCCCAGCUGAUCUAAUGAGUGGCUCUGUCCCCUCUAAUGUACCAUCACCUACCCUCAGACCUGAUCAGUUUGGACAAGUUAUAGAUCUGAUCAAAUUUGAGAGUCAAACUCCAGAUACAAGAGAUAAAAUAUUUUCAUCUAUCACUGAUGAUGAGCGUUCCAAGCAGCAGACACCCCUUUGUCAGACGCCAACAUCCCAGCUUCUCCAGCUCGCAGCUCAGUUCCUCCCUACACCACCUCCAACCCCAGUUGAUGAAUUAAACUCAAAGACAAGCAAUGAGGAUAAUGCUACAAGUGGAAAUGAACCCAAAGGAAAUCAGCCAGAAGAUAUUUUGAAUUUGAUAAAGCAAGGAUGGUGGAGAGCUAGUCCAAGUCAACUACAGGAAGUAAGUGAAAGCAUCAAAAAUGCUGGACUGGUUGAGAAGAUGGCACAAAUUGAAAGUGAGGCUUUGCUUGAAAAUGAGGCUCAGUCAGUUACAGAGAGAGAUGAGACUGGUUCUCAUUUAUUAAGCAGUUCUGAAAUUUCUACACAUACUGAAGCUUGCAGCGCUGACACCAGUCAGAAACAAGAUAAGAACAAUAAUGAGAAAACAAAAAAUUAUCAACAGGAUUAUAAAGCAGCCAUUAAUAGUUUAUCUGCAACUCUUUCAUACCUAAGAGAGCAAAAUGAGGAGCAAGAUGCUAAAACUCGGGCAAAGGACACUUUGAAAGAAAAUACAGCAAACCAGUCAGAGACUAAAAAUUCAGUUGACAAAUCUCCGAUUGCUCUUUGUCCGCGCCCUCUGCAGCCAGGUUCUUAUUGGUAUUCUAAGCAGUUUCAGACUAAAGAUAGUUUGCAAGAGUUGCCUAGCAACAGCAGUGACGAGGUACGAAAAGUUCUUGCAGAACUUGCCCACCAUAAACCAAAACAAAAUACUGACACUGAUUCUAAAACUGUAACUCAGUCUGUUUCUUCAGUUCUUGCGGACAUGCCUACUCCUCAUGCAAGUAUUGAUUCAAGUGAGUCAUUCUCCAAUGAAACAAUUACCCCAGAUUUGAGCAGAGAAAAUAUAUCUAAAGCCGACAUGGUUACAAAAAAUCUGGAAACCUCUGAAAAAGAACGCAAUAAAAGAGAGGAAAUGAAGAAACUUGAUGAUGCUUUGGAGAUGGAGAUCAAGCAGACAGAGCAGUAUGUACUCAACCAAGCUUUAAAAUCUAAAACGGAGAAAAAUUCAAACAGAAUUUUCGAACAUAAUUUCGAAAGCUGCGUUGCUGCAGACUGCAUGUGCUACGAGGCAGUGUUUCGUCAGGAUCACCCAAUCGAAACAAGCUCGUUGAGAUCUGAUUCAAGCUUCACAGAGAGUCCGGACAGCUCACCGCAGAAAAAAAUAUUGCAACGUCAGCAGAAACUUAGCUCAAGUACAUUGAGUGAUGAGUCUGCAAACAGUUCUAUAAAUAAACGCAAGUCGAGAAUUGCGGCUAAGUUCGGACAACCAUUAGAGUGAAAUUUUAAUUUACUCUAUGAUAGUGGUUAAAUAGGUGUAUUUUGUCAGAUACAUGAAGGUCCUAUGCAGGUCCUUAUAUUUGCUAUAGGUUUAUUCUUUUAUGUUUUCUGAUGCAUAGUUGUUCAAGACAAUUUAUUAUUGAUUUUAUUUUUGAUUUUCUUGCUGAUAUUUCUUGUAUUUGUGAAGAAUACACUUUACAAUUUGUGUGUGGAUACAAGGUUGGGAUUGUUGAAAUGACAUUUUGUAAUGGCAAAGUUGUUUCAAGAAAAGUUUAUUUAGUAUACUUCUUAUACAUAAAGGAAGUAGGAUAUUUAGCAACUAAGAGAUGAAGUCACUGAACAUUGAUAUACUGGAAUUUUACAUUUUAAUUUUCAUUAAGGCACUGAUAAUGAGAAUAAAAUACAUAUGUUAAGGGACGAAGCUUGAUCUUAAUUCAUGCGUAAUUUAAAUUCUUUAGGGGUAUGGUGAGAUGCUGUUAAUUUUUCUUUAUUCGGCAGGUGCAUUUUGUUAAAUGCUCAUGAUAUUGAAUAAGGAUAAUCUUAUUAUUAAAAAUUAUGAUAUUUUUCAUCGAAUUUUUAUAAAUCAGUUAUUCUGUCCUUUAAAGAGGUCAGUUACUGAUCCAAGUUCUCCUGUCAGCAGAGUGUUUUACAAGUAGUUAAAGUUUUCAGUAUAUGACUGUUCAAUGGCUGCCUUAAACCAGACUAACACAAGAUAACCCCUUGUAGACUGGUUCAGGCUGAAUGAUGUGAAUAGUGAUAUAGAAUACUGAUAUACUCUUCUAAACUGCCACUCUUUUAUUGAUACCACUCUUUAAUUUAUACCACUCUUUUAUUAAUAUAAGUUUUAUGCUUUCUGAUCCCAAUUAUGGGAUAAUGGCUAAAAGAUGUUCAUAUUGGCCUGGGGAUUACAUUCUGUUUGCAAGUGACUCAAGUUUGUUCCUCAGAAGCUAUCUUGAAAAUUUCACUAGACAAUAAUGCAAAAAAAAUGCCAAGUCGCAAGGUGGCAAAAAUGGCAUAAUGAUUUAUAAAGUCUUGUUAUGAUGGCAUUUAAAGACCUUAGAAACAUAAAUAAGUAGGUAUUAAUUUUCAUUUCCAAAAAUAGCGAGUUCUUGCAUAGUAUGGUUAACUGCACUUAUAGAUUUAUUUUGGACAAAACAUUGAAAAAUUUGUGUAAAUUUUAAAGAAAGAAAGUGUUCAAAAGUGGCAGUUUUGAAGUGUAUAUAGAGUAUAUAAGUAUAUAAUAUCAGUUAAUGAUCAAAGUUUAUCAACAAUCUGGAACAGAAAUGGUUGUAUACUUGUACUUGAGGGUUCCAAAUUCCUAGAGAAAUUUUGGAAGUAUUUUGUGCCAAGAGCCAAUUUACUGCAUUUGUAUAGGUAACUUAAGUUACAAAUUUAGGUUGCUGAUAAAUUUUUGGACAUAACUCCUGGAGGAGGAACUGUAACACCCUGAAAUAGAUGUGUUGCCUUGUAAAUAGAUGUACAGAUUUUGUUAAGGCUACAGUAAAUAACAUGUUGAUGAGAAUUACUGUGUAAGAGAUAUUUAUGAGAAAAGACUCGAAGUCUUGAAGGUUUGUGAAUUUUUUCUUUAUAAGAAGCAUAUUGUAUAUAGAUGUUGAUGAUAAGUCUUGAUGGCACUUUUUUACUUUUAUUGUCUUUGUAAGAUAUUCUUUAUUGAAUGCUGUGAAUUGUGUUGAACAAUUUUUUUUGCCAGUAAGUUAUAUGAUGUUAACAUGCCUCUCACCACUGUAGGUUUGAGCUGCGCAAGAGUUGUCGGAUUCUUUCAUAUGAGAAAGCUAUCCAGCUGGCUUACCGAACGUUGGUGUUUCUACUCGGGUACCCGUUUGUGCCAAAAAUAAUGGGCACGUGCACCUGAGGUCUUCCUUCACCAAUAAAGCUGGAAAGUCGCCAUAUUACCUUUACUGUUUGGAGCCAUGUAAAACCCAACCAAAACAUAUAUAUAUACAUGUAUAUAUUAGUAUAUAAUGUUAACAAAACUUUGUAAAGGCUCUGUAACAGAUUAAAAUUCAACUUGACUUAGCUAUAAAUCCUAUUUAAAAAAAAAAUAAAUUGCCAGUUAUGUAAUGGUUGGGGAAAUGUGCUAUUAAAGAAAUAUUUUUCAAUGAAUAUUGUUUUCUUUAAAUUUUGCUUAGUUCCUUUAGUUAUUUAUUACAUAAAUAGAUCAUUUUUAAAAGCCUUUCCUCUUAAAUUUAAGACACGAAAAGUAUGGGUAAUCUUUUGCAAAGAAAACUUUACAAAUUCUUCUGUAUUGAGUAGAAAAAAAACACAUGCGAGAUAAAAUUUAUGUCCUUAAUAAAAAUUAUAUAUCUUGCAAAGACAAUAAAGUAGAAGCCAUAUAACCAGACAAACACAAGAAUAAAUUCUUGUUGCCUGGUUUACAUGUGUUUGAGCCAAUGAAAUAUUUGUAACACAACUCUUUUUCUCUUGCAUAGAUACAUUAGAAUAUUACCAUAGACCAAAAUUGACCUUUUAUAAAACUAUCAGUUGUAAUAAUUGUUAUGUAUUAUAAAUAAAUAAAAAACAAACAAAUCAAAAACCUUCUGUAGCUAAAGAUAAGUUUUAGGUUUUCAUGUUGUCUUUAUAACAAAUAAUGUCUUUUUGGCUGUGUGAAUUGUACCGAUUUCAAACCACUUGCAUGUAUGGGUUCAAAUCUCACCAGUAUUAUUAGAGGUAGCUGUCUAGCUGUCUUAAAGACUGUUGCUUUUCCAGGAACCUGAAGUGUCAAGUCUGUGCAGCUUCACAUUGUUUCUGGCACACACCUGCACAUGGUAUUUUUCAUCUACCAGGUAGAACUUAGGAAAGUUACUGUGAAUUUAAAGUGACAUACAACUUUGUUAAAAUAAAAGUAGACAAAUGUAUGAAGAAUUUAUAGGAGUUGAAUUUGCAAAUAUUUCAUUGGUAAUAUUGCAUAAGAGAGAUGUAUGUAAAUAAGUUGGAGAAAGACAUUUGUUAAUUAUGAAUUGGUGAAGGUCAGUUUUUAUAGAGUUUUGGCAUUGUGAUAUGUUUAUGACUUAUUCUUUUUGAAUCAAUUUUUUUUUUCAGUUUCUGUUUCAGAGAUUUGGUAUCAUCGCAUGUGGCAUGUUAAUAUUUAUUUAACCCAUAACUUAAUGAUUUUGUGUAUGCUUUGAAAUUGGUUUAGUCCAUUCAAACUUAAGGGAUUUCAAUAUCAUUAUACAAAAAAUUUGAUGGUUCUAUACUAGUAGCAAAAUUAUAUUUUGUAUGAAUUUUGAAUUUGAUAACAUGUGAAAAUAUUUACAAAUAAUGGAUGUGAAUCAAAUUUUUGCAAUUUAUUAGAGUUAUGGAUUAGUUAAAUGAGCCGCGUCAUGACAAAAUGAACAUAAUGGGUUUGGGACCAGCAUGGAUCCAGACC